Phytophthora nicotianae INRA-310 is the source of this 954-nucleotide messenger RNA. RefSeq lists its product as hypothetical. The record is from RefSeq and is a predicted model, not a curated record. Bases 320 to 805 code for a protein of 161 amino acids. The transcript is spliced from 2 exons. NCBI's taxonomy places the organism in Eukaryota, Oomycota, Peronosporomycetes, Peronosporales, Peronosporaceae.
UGUUCGCCAACGUCACUUGCCAAUUUGCGACGAUGGGCGCAGUACUCGUUUGCUUCGGAGACCAUGAACCGGGUGAGUCGGACAUUAUUGUGGUCUGUAGGGGAAAUAUCUAGCAUUGACAUCCUUUCACUCUUCAGACUUCGGCGAUAUCCGACAGCGACGAGAACGCUCAUCCAGCGAAGAUUCGCUGCUCGAUCGACUGCAAAAGAAUUGGAGUUGUGGAAGCCUCGGCGACGAUCAAGACGAAGGUGAAGACCCCAUCAAUUGGGACGCUUUCCUGCUGCAGUCCAACAAAUCCACUGCGUCCUCAGGUAGUCGCAUGCUGUCAGCGUUCUACAGUCGCCUACUGGAGGAGAACGACGACUGUGCCUUCUACUUCGAUAUCAGAGGCAAACGUAUCAAAGGAGCAUAUCUGGAUCGAGUGGAGCUACUGGACGACUAUUUCCUGCCCUUGGUACGGAGGCGAGCGAUCUCAACGGAAAAACCACCUCCACUCGAGUCCCUGGAGAUGUACAGCUCGAGCGAGGACUGCUUCUCCACUUCGUCUACCAUGAUCAGUGAACUGGACUACUGGGCGUCUUCAGACCCGCUUUUCACGUCCGAGGAUCGCCGAUACGACCCGCGUUACCUGCCUUCAAAGCCAACUCUCGGUCGCUGCGCAAGCUGGGGUGCACCAGCUCACACGGAACUCAAGAUCCACCGAACUUUCAGCAGUCCGUACAAACAAGAGGACUCCUGCUUCACCCGUUUCCAGUCAUCGUCUGCCAAGCCAUUCCUGUCCUCAGCCAUGGGUCUGGCUGCCUGAAAAGAGUCAACUACGACUCCCUCUUAUCUUAUUAGCGUGAAGGUGUGUCUUGCGAUCUCCGUCCUUGACGGUGUACCCUUUAUAAGCAUGCUUGCAGUUUUUUUUUUAAAAUCGAUUUCGUGUUUAAAACACGCAGUUUAUAUUGUGGC